UGGAACGCUGGGGAAGGAAAGAGAGAAGAAACAGAUAAAACCGAGGCAGGGGGUAAAAAGGUGCCCCGCGCCUGUCGGAGUCCAGCGGCCGCCGCCGCCGGGGGUGGGCUCCGGAAGAGCGGGCCUAGCUGGGAAGAGAGAGGACGAGCCAGGAGCGAAAUCCUGCAGGCAGGGAAGAGUUAGAGGCGCAAAGAAAAAGUGGUUUUGGUCGUGCGCUCCGGAGGCGCUUAGGAGGGGACUGCAGCCGCGCAGGGGCCCCCGCGGAUCCUCCCCCUACAUCCUCCGAGGGGCCAGCCCCCGGCAGCCCCUCUGGGGCGCCAGGCGAUGAGAUAAUUCAGCUGAGCUGCGAAAGGAGAGCGUCUGGCGCUGGACUGGGAGGGAGGGGGGUCUCCGGUUCGGGAGAGCCUCGGAAGUAGGGGUGAGGGUCGGCGCCGAUCCCAGCCAGAGCCGGGCGGGGGCUACUGGAUUGCGCAGGAGUGGGCUGCAGGGGCCUCGCGCGCGCGGGGCUUACUGGGGCUGCGGCGGCCCGCGCGCUCCGUCCAGCUCGGAGCUGCCCCGCGCCCCAGCCGCCCGGCCGGCCGGCCGCUCCGGCCCGCGGCGCAGAUGGCUGUGCGCGGUGCCAACACCUUGACGCCCUUCUCCAUCCAGGCAAUCCUCAAUAAGAAAGAGGAGCGCGGGGGGCUGCCAGUGCUAGAGGGGCGCCCGGUAUCCGGGGGCACACCGGUAGCAGUGGCUGGGGCGCCCGCUGUCUGCUGCUGGCGGCUCUUUGGGGAGACGGACAAGGGCGCGCUGGGGGGCGCCGAGGACUCUUUGCUGGCAUCGCCUGCCGGGACCAGAACGGCUGCGGGGAGGACCUCCGAGAGCCCGGGCGGCUGGGACUCGGACUCGGCGCUGAGCGAGGAGAACGACAGCACGCGUCGCUGCGCGGACGAGCCAAGGUCCAGUCGGUCUGGCCGUGCCGGAGGGACCCUGAGCCUCGUUCGACCGGCGGCCAAGGACCUAGAGGAGGAAGCCGCGGGCCGGAGCGACAGCGAGAUGUCCGCCAGCAUCUCAGGCGACCGCAGCCCGAGGGCCGAGGACGAUGGCGUUGGUCCGGAAGGCGCUCGCGUGGCGGCCCCGUGUAGCGGUGCGGGCGGCGGCAGCGCUGGCCCCGCGGGCGGCGCGGAGGAGGAGGAGGAGCCGGUGGCUCCCAAGCCACGUAAGAAGCGCUCGCGGGCCGCCUUCUCCCACGCGCAGGUCUUCGAGCUGGAGCGCCGCUUCAACCACCAGCGCUACCUGUCGGGGCCCGAGCGCGCGGACCUGGCCGCCUCGCUGAAGCUCACUGAGACGCAGGUGAAGAUCUGGUUCCAGAACCGUCGCUACAAGACCAAGCGCCGGCAGAUGGCCGCCGACCUGCUGGCCUCCGCGCCCGCCGCCAAGAAGGUGGCGGUGAAGGUACUGGUGCGCGACGACCAAAGACAGUACCUGCCCGGGGAGGUGCUGCGGCCGCCCUCGCUGCUGCCACUGCAGCCCUCCUACUAUUAUCCCUACUACUGCCUCCCAGGCUGGGCACUCUCCACGUGCGCGGCCGCCGCGGGCACGCAGUGAGCCGGCCUGGGGCGAGGCAGGGAACCAUCCCGGCUCCCCAGCUCCAGAGCGCUGCUGACAGCCGUGCAGGUUGUGCUUUGUACAGGGGCGCCCAGCAGAGGGGUCAAGUGGAGAAUGAGAUCCAGCCCUGGCCCCUGCAUCCAGAACGAGCGCCCUGGCGACAAGACUAAGUCUGCCCGGAGGGGGGCGCCUUUUUCCAAUUUGAACAGAGGCACCCUGUGGCCUAGGGGCUCUGCUCCCUCGUGCCACCCGCCCCCCCCGCCUGCCUGGAAGCCUUUAAACAUUAUUUAUUAUCAUGACAGCGUUGGAUUUGGAUUGUAUCUGCCGGGGGAUGGCGUUUCCCCGGAGUGGAUAGAACUCCUGGAGACCGCAUAGCCUGAAUCCCCUGAAUCUCAGGCCUGCCAGGAGCUUCGUGCGCUAGGCCACACUAGUUCAUGGUAUCCAUGCUACCAAUCUAUGUGUAUCUACAUACGUAUUAUUUUUGGAAAUUGCAUUUGUAACAAAGGGGUGCGGAAACCCUGGCAGCCUCCGGAAACCCCAGGCCAGGGGUUGGUUUGAACCAUGAAGGGUUUGUUUUCCUGGUCCUCUGCGCUACCCCUCCCUGGUGUCAGAGCUCGGGUGAGGGCGCCCUGUUGGAUGCUGAAUGUAAAGAAGGAAACCUCUGAGCACAGGGCGCGCCCCAGCGUUCCUCUCUGAAGUCCAGGGCCGCAAGGAACUGGGAAGCUCCCGAAACCCCCAUACAAGCAGAGAGCAAGUCCCGCCCCCGGCAGCCCUUCGAAGAAAUUUUUUCUUUCUAUUUUUUUAAAAGGAGGUUAAAACUUGUAGCACUUUUGAGUUGUUUGUAUUCAAAUGACGGUUAUUUUUGUAUUCAAUGUGAAUAUCCCUGACCAGCCUUUCCGCGAAGCCCUCCGCAGUUCAGCCGGGGGGG
Molecule: messenger RNA, 2515 nt
Organism: Artibeus jamaicensis (Jamaican fruit-eating bat)
Lineage: Eukaryota; Metazoa; Chordata; Mammalia; Chiroptera; Phyllostomidae
Gene: NKX3-2
Product: NK3 homeobox 2
Exons: 2
Coding region: 604-1587 (327 amino acids)
Biological process (GO): regulation of transcription by RNA polymerase II; cell differentiation
Cellular component (GO): nucleus
Molecular function (GO): DNA-binding transcription factor activity, RNA polymerase II-specific; RNA polymerase II cis-regulatory region sequence-specific DNA binding
Source: RefSeq, a predicted model, not a curated record